Molecule: messenger RNA, 1709 nt
Organism: Pseudovirgaria hyperparasitica
Lineage: Eukaryota; Fungi; Ascomycota; Dothideomycetes; Acrospermales; Acrospermaceae
Product: S-adenosyl-L-methionine-dependent methyltransferase
Exons: 3
Coding region: 135-1709 (524 amino acids)
Biological process (GO): tRNA processing
Molecular function (GO): tRNA (uracil(54)-C5)-methyltransferase activity, S-adenosyl methionine-dependent
Source: RefSeq, a predicted model, not a curated record
ACAGCUUGAGCUUCACAUGAUCUACAAGGCAGUAUUUCAGUGGCCUUUACGAGCCCUACCAACAACUUAUCAAAGACUCUGCGGUCGUGGUAUGGCUUCUGCUAAUAUAAUUCUCCCUGGCGUCCAACGCAACUAUGCACCACCCAAAAGACAACGCGAUGGAUAUUCUCAGUAUAAAUUCAAGAACAAAAGACAAAAGGGCAAGACAAGCAAUGGAGGAAGUACCCUUGGAGACCAUGAUGAGUCAAGAGCCGCUUGUGUCUGAGACCGAGCAUAACGCCAAGUCCCUGCCUGAGCUGAAAACAGAACUGUCAUUGACAGUACAGGUCAUUUCGUCGACAGGGGAUGGACUAGCGACUCGGGAGGAGGAUCCAGGACAUGUUUACGUGGUUCCGUUUACUGCACCAGGCGACAGAGUCAAAGCCAGAGUUUUCAGGCAUACCCCUAAUAACUACUCGAUGACGGACUUUCUGGAAGUCGAGUCACCUUCAGGAUACCGAGACGACUCGUUGAUCAAAUGUCAAUAUUUCGCUACUUGCGCUGGAUGUCAAUUUCAAAUGCUCCCCUACAGCUAUCAACUCGCGCACAAGCAGCGCAUAGUUCAAAAGGCUUACCAAAACUUCUCUAAUCUGUUGCCAGAGCUAGUUCCAAGUGUUGAUCUCACGAUGGGCUCUCCCCUGGAGUACGGGUAUCGUACCAAAUUAACGCCACAUUUUGAUGGUCCGCCGAAUGCAAGGAGGAGCGACGGCCGAAAGGGCCGGGUCGUUGAGUUCGAAGAAGUCCCAAACAUUGGCUUCAUGAAGAAAGGUACACGACAAACCAUCGAUAUUGAAGAUUGCCCCAUUGGCACCGAAGCAGUCCGCAAGGGUAUGGGCCGAGAAAGGAAGCGCGUGGCCGAGCAAAUCAAAAGCUACCGAAAGGGGGCCACGAUACUCCUACGAGAGACCACAGAGAGGCUACCAAAGGCAUCUCAAACCGGCAACACGGACUCCAAAGAGUCGAAUGACGACAACGAGACAGUCAUAGUUCUGGAGGAUCGUGGCGAACACGUACAUAAGAAGUCAUGUAUCAGCGACAACAAGGGCAAAUCAAAGGAGUACAUCGAUGACUUCGUAUUCGUCAAUCCGGCUGGAUCGUUCUUUCAAAACAACAACUCGAUCCUCUCUCCCUUCACGCAGUAUAUUCGCGAAGUGAUCAAGCCCCAAAAUGAUUCAGGAGCCCCGAUCACAUACUUGGUCGACGCUUACUCUGGCAGCGGCCUCUUUACCAUCACCCUAUCCUCGCUUUUCCAACGCUCUAUCGGCAUCGAUAUCUCUGCCGAAUCAAUCAAUUCUGCAAACACAAACGCCAAGCUCAACAACCUCCCAGAAUCUCAGGCAUCUUUCAUGGCUGCUGAUGCCGAACACUUAUUUGCAAAGCUAGACUUCCCUGCAUCUGAAACCGUAAUGAUGCUCGACCCUCCCAGGAGCGGAUGCAACAAGCCUUUCCUGCGCCAAUUACUCGAGUAUGGACCUCAGCGAGUCGUGUAUGUAAGUUGCAAUGUGCAUACACAAGCAAGGGACGUCGGCAUUCUCGUCGGUGGCAUGAAAGGCAUUGAUGCUGGUCUCGGAGAGGGCAAGGGCAUCUACGAGAUAGAAAGCUUGAAAGGAUUCGAUUUCUUCCCACAGACGGGCCACGUGGAAGGUGUUGCUGUAUUGAGGAAGAAAUAA